CACGUGACUUGUGACGUCAGCAGGGAGGGACAUCGGCUGGGCCGCUCGCAGCCGUUACCGGUGGAAAGAAGAUGGUGCUCAUCAAGGAAUACCGUGUGGUCUUGCCAUGCUCAGUGGAAGAGUAUCAAGUCGGGCAACUCUUCUCUGUGGCUGAGGCCAGUAAAAACGAGACGGGUGGUGGAGAGGGCAUUGAAGUGCUGAAGAAUGAACCGUAUGAGAAAGAAGGCGAGAAAGGACAAUACACACACAAAAUCUACCACUUAAAGAGUAAAGUGCCAGGCUUUGUGAAGAUGAUCGCACCUGAGGGGGCUUUAGUUUUCCAUGAAAAAGCCUGGAAUGCUUAUCCGUACUGCCGCACAAUUGUGACUAAUGAAUACAUGAAAGAUGACUUCAUGAUUAAAAUCGAAACUUGGCAUAAACCUGACAUGGGGUCCUUAGAGAAUGUACAUGAAUUGGACCCCACCACAUGGAAGACAGUAGAGGUUGUGCAUAUCGAUAUAGCGGAUCGCUCUCAAGUUGAACCAGGAGACUAUAAGCAAGAUGAAGACCCAGAAAUCUUUCAUUCAGAGAAAACGGGCAGAGGGCCUUUAGGACCGGACUGGAAGAAAGAGCUCUUGGCCAAGCCAGACGCCCCUCGUAUGUGUGCGUACAAACUAGUCACUGUCAAGUUCAAGUGGUGGGGCCUUCAAACUAAAGUAGAAAACUUCAUACACAAGCAAGAGAAGAGGAUCUUCACGAACUUCCACCGUCAGCUCUUCUGUUGGAUUGACAACUGGGUGGAGCUCACCAUGGAGGACAUCCGCCGGAUGGAGGAGAAGACACAGAGAGAGCUGGAGGAGCUUCGUAAAACUGGUCAGGUUCGAGGCACCAGUGCUGCUCACGAACAAUGAGGCAAAACUAAAGAAUCCUACCACAACACCGCUUGACGAUCGACACGAACGCAUUCAACCAACCGGCCAGUGGUGGCGCUGUUCUCCACCCGACUAAAGAAUGACACAAUGAUCAGUAGUACUGUAUUCACCUCCUGUACGACACUCAACCUGCCAACAGGGUGGAUCAAUUUUACACUGGAUGAAAUCCAUAUUUUUUGGUUUUCUAAACCGUCAAGAACGUCAGGCAGGUUUAUCCAGUGACAUGUACCACUUUACUAAGAGUUUUGGAAAUAUCAGAGUAUUGCUGUAUGGUUGCGUUAUUCUAUUUCUGAAAAGAGAAAAAAAUUAUAGAAGUAUUUUAUUUUGGUAGGAAUUGGACCAACUCUUUGUUCGUUUUGUUUGAUUAUUUGUUUAUAACGGUAUGACCCCCCCCCCCCAUAUAAGUUAGUUAUUUUAAUUUUAAAUAUUUUUAAUAGGUAUUGAUUUUAGAUUUUCAUUUGUUAAAUCAGCAUAGUCUUGCCUAUCAUCAUCUUCAUUUUCUAUGAAAUGUGUUUUCCCCGCUACAAAAGGAAGCCCGCACCUUUGCACACAAAACACGUUUCACAGGCCACCUAAGCUUCGCAUGAGCUCAGGCAUGUUAGCUGCAGUUUUUGAGAGGGUUUCUGUUUUCAAAGACCCUCAAAGACAAAACCUCUCAGGAUUUUUCAAAUGAACAUUUGACUGAACAGAAUCUAGACCGGAGCAAACGCUGCUGCUUUUUUAGAGAUGCUUUAUAUUGCUAAUCUACCUAUAAUGCUCUGCACCUGAAUGUGUGCAUAAAUAUAAUCUAGGGUGAAGAGGAGAACUUUAAAAAUGCAUUUAAAAAACGUGAUAUUUAGCUGGGAUUGUUACAUUUCUGUAUCAUACCAGGUCGGAGUUGAGUGAGAAUCAAAUUUAAAUUUCACAAAAUAAAUAAAUGGUCACAUUUCAUCCCAAAACUAUUUUUGUAUGAAGGAAAUGAAGCCUAUGUUAAAGACAUGUAAGAUGGUUUGCAUUGUAGCUAGUGCUGUCGGUCAAUUUAAAUAUUUAAUCAUGAUUAAUUGCAUAAUUUUCAUAGAUAUUCAUGAUUAAUUGCAGAUUUAAAAAAUGCUGAUAUUUGAGUCGUAGCUUCUUUUUUGGUCAAAUGCAUUUCAACUUCCAUCCUAGAAAACAAAACGGUAUGUAAAAAUGUUUUAUUAACAUUUUCCAAACAAAGCUUUCCACAGUAUAAAGAUAAAAAUGCUCUAAAAUGGCACCAAUUCAAGUUACAUUAAACAUUUCCCAAUGUCUAAGUGGGAGGUUGAGUAAUUGAAAGAACAAGGUUGCAUAUUUCUUGCGAUGGGCAUUAAAUCCCUUAAACUCAUCCUCCACAAUAUUAAUUGGCUUGCAGACUGUGGCUAUCCACUUUGCAAUCGUGAAGCCGCAAUAAUAUGACAUGUGUCAGAGAGUCGACGCAUUGCUCAACGACAGCAGCAAGCACAGAUUUUAAGUUUCAUCUCCACGUGAGAAGUUCUGCAAAGAAAGAGUUCGGAGUGACAUACUACCAAUAUUGCUCUUACAUUUUCAGUAAUAUCUAUGUAUGGCAGAUUUAGUAAGAGUAAUAUGGUAGCAUGCCAUUCCAAACAUGGUCAGCGUCUUGUUCUGCUUUUAGCGCUGGCUCUGCCCAUGCAAUGAUAUUGCAUCCAAUUGUCCUGUAUGUAUUAGCUGACGCUCAGUGGCAACUCGGUCAAUGUGUAAAUGAUUUGUACUUUCCGUUGAGCAUCGACAAACACUUCACGGGAGAACUCUUAACAGUCUAGCCGGCCGCAGCGGUCCCUAAUCAGUGUCAUGGAUCGUAUGUUUGGCUUUUAGGUGAUAGUUUAGACUUGACGUGCUUCUGUGGUAAUUCAAUUACAAAGGAUGCAAGGGACUUUAUUUUUGUUACAAGUCCCAUCUGGGUUUGUUCUGUAAAAGGUUCUUUCUCCAUCCGCUGUUGUCAGAAUCUAAUGUCAAAAUUGUUUGAUCGCAUUAAUAAACGUGUUAAAUAUUUUAAAUGAAUCACGUGUUAAUGUCAACAGCUAUAAUUGUAACCUUUUUUGUGAGAUUUACACCCAAUUCUCAGUCAUUUUAUCCAAUUUUGAUAAUUUUUUUCACAUUAUUCUCAGUGGUGAUUCUGAUUAGAUUGCUAUUACUGUAUUACGUUAAAUACGUAAAUGGAAAGUUUUCUUUGAUUAAAUAUUCUUUGUUUGAUACAAGUUCAGCUCAAUCGACAGCAUUUGUGGCAUAAUAUUGAAUACCACACAAUUGUAUCUCGUCCCUCCUUUAAAUAAAUAAAACAUGGAGGUUACAGUGAGGGACUUACAAUGGAAGUGAAUGGGGCACAUUUUUGGAAGGUUUAAAGGCAGAAAUGUGAAGCUUAUCAUUUUAUAAAAGCACUUUCAUGAAUUCUUCUAUUAGAACUUUGUGUAUUUCAGCUGUGAAGUUGUUUAAAUUGUCAUUUUUGCGGGAUUUCAGGGUUACACACAUCGUUUACGUCUUGUGGCUAUAAUACAGUGAGUAUUUUAACGUUUUUAUAGAUUGACCCCAUUCACUUCCAUUGUGCCUCGCUGUAACCCAGAUUUGUUUGUUUGUUUUUUAAGAAAAGGAGGGAGAAGUCAAUAUAAGAUAUAUGUAAUAAUACUUAACAAUUGAAAUAAUUAAUUAUUGUCAUGAUGCAGCAUUUUCAGAAUACAAUAUAUAUGACAAUCGGGGGGUGGGGUGCUUAUGAAAAUGUGUCAAUGGCAAAAAAUAAUGUUUUGGAGGUUCUAAAAACAGGCUUUAUUUUCUUUAAAGCUAGUUUUUUUUAUUGUAUUUGGUUUUGGGGUGAAAUGUAACACAAAUGUGUUGUUUACCGGUUUUGAGAUUCACCCGUGAAGGGACGUGAUUGUCCUCCCUUAUUCUAGAUAUUGGCCAUCCUCAUCUCUGCCCGUCCUGCGCCAGCUCAGAUUGUCCAGUCUAGCAAAAAACAAAUUUGCUAUUUGUUCCCUGAAUGCAAAUUGCAGGGCCGUUUUAUCACACCUUAAGAUUUCUCUUUCAUGGUAACCGAACGGUAGGGUUUUCAAAUGUACCAUAAGUACGGUUCUCUGUUCAAGUCCUGCACUCUUCUGUUAGUUACGAAGCAUUUAGAGAUCAGUGGACGAACUGUAAUUUGAUUUGUAUCAUAUAUGUGGCCAGUGCAUUAGUCUAUUUUAAUGUAGUUUUCAAUCUUUGGGUUUCUUUGGACGGCUUGAGUUUGCACUGAAGCAAACUAGUGCCUGAUGUGUGUUUAAAUGUGCUUCUGCGAAAUCUUUGUGCAUUGUGUUUAGAGUGAUUGUCAGUGUAUAAUUUGUAAUAGAUUCAAGCCUUUCUGUGCACAGAACGAAGCACAAGAGAUUUCCUCAACACUCAGAGGGAGUUUCUUUGGGUUUAACAUUCUGUUACUUAAUGUCCCUUUUAUUUCAAGGUCCACAAAUGUUCACACAAUCAUGUUACCUGUCGCGUAAUGUCGCAUUGUUCCCUGCGAUAAAUGUACAACCCUAAGGGCAGAUUAUCUUAGUGACAAAUCGGUCACGUACACACUGCAAUGAUGUGUAUAUGGUUGUCACUACUCUACACAGAGUUCAGAAAACUGAAUUCACUUCCUAAAAAAUUCAGGUAGUGACAAUUGAAGUGUGUACACAACCAAACCAAACAACUAGUUGAGUAUCAUGUUAGGCCAUGUCCACACUUGUACGUUUUCAGUUUCCUAACAUCAUCAUUUUCCAAAGUAUUCGGAUAUGGAAGAGCGUUUCUGAACUGCUUUGUUUGUCUGGAUGGUGUAAACGGAGCAAAAUCCUGCAGUUUGCAAGAUGUCUGGUUUUCAUACUUUUUGUGUGUUUCCUCAGUCAGACAUCAGUGCACUGAUUGUUCAGUUCUGUGUUUGCGUAAACACGUCUAUAAAAUACUGUCUUGAAUCUCACGGCGCGUGUGGUUAACUUUUGUAUGAGUACAUAGCUUUUGUUUGUGUGUGUGUGUGGGGGGGGGGGGGUAUGUUGUAAGGGCAGGUAUCAGAUGCUAUUAAUUAAUCAAACAUUGUAAUAAGCAUAAUUGCGCACUUGGAGAAUCUACUGUUUUUGUGUGGGGGUGGGGAGGUUACACAAUGCUGUUUUACUGUCUUGAUUGUUUGAUAAUCAGGGGAAAUAUCAGUGAAUGUACAUUGGUGUUUUUUUUCUCUUUUUUGCCGCUUUUGAAUUGGUUAUAAAAGUAUACUAUAAUAACAGUAUAUCUAAUAAAUUUCA
Xyrauchen texanus (razorback sucker) is the source of this 5164-nucleotide messenger RNA. It is a transcript of the gene pitpnb, whose product is annotated as phosphatidylinositol transfer protein, beta. Gene Ontology annotation, molecular function: phosphatidylcholine intramembrane carrier activity; phosphatidylcholine binding; phosphatidylinositol transfer activity. The transcript has 11 exons. Gene Ontology annotation, biological process: phospholipid transport. Bases 72 to 890 code for a protein of 272 amino acids. The record is from RefSeq and is a predicted model, not a curated record. Lineage: Eukaryota; Metazoa; Chordata; Actinopteri; Cypriniformes; Catostomidae. Gene Ontology annotation, cellular component: cytoplasm.